Messenger RNA from Hylaeus anthracinus, 816 nucleotides. RefSeq lists its product as uncharacterized. Lineage: Eukaryota; Metazoa; Arthropoda; Insecta; Hymenoptera; Colletidae. Bases 217 to 816 code for a protein of 199 amino acids. The record is from RefSeq and is a predicted model, not a curated record. The transcript is spliced from 2 exons.
UACGCCAGUCAGCACUCCAUAGUAACUACUGAUGAAAUACCAAUUAAUACCAAACAGUAUCGUUUUCCAUUGAUUCAUAAAGCUGAAAUUCAGAAACAGGUAGAUACCUUGCUCAAAGCGUUUGGAAAAGAUGCUGGACUGCGCAGACCAGUUAUCGGUUCCAGAUACUUGUACGAGCAGAGUUGAUGACCGUUUGGUGAUUAUAGUAAUGAGGAAAUGAUAACUUCAAUUUUUUGGGUGGAUGGAGGAGCAAAAGAAAAAGGAAAAGAGUUAAUGGAAAACCUUAAUGUGGAAAAAUGCUUUUGUUCUGAUGAUGAUGACAGAUGUGACAUUUUAAGUAAAGCUGAUACAAGUUCCCAUCAUAUUAUUUGCCCUCUGUUGGGAAUAAAUGUAUUCAAGCUAAUAUUAACGCUAAGGGAUCACCCCGGUUGGAGUGAUGAGCCUCCUUUGGGCGAUCGGUUGGACGGGAUGACUGUACCCCGGGCACCCGCUCCCGAUGUCAUUGAAGGUAGUCCGUUUCCAAUAAGGGUGCCAGAAUUGCAAGACCUGGGUAAUCUUGGAUCGCGGCAGAAGUGUGGGGAGCCUGUUUUUGCGACUGUUGUCGUGGCAGAGGCUGACGAGCCUGGUUGUUUUUCGGAGUGUGCUGUAGCGGAGGCUGUGAUGCCCAGUAGGUUGUUGACGACAAUGUCACGGCAGAGGUCCCCGGGGAACCUAGUGAUUGCUCAGCACAUAUCCAACUUUUUCGCGACCAAGACCGCGUGGAGGAUCCCAGGUGAAAAAACCGUUAACGACUCUGAAAAAAAAACAAAAUUUUAA